AUGACGGGCAGUAACACUGAGGUUGAAACCGACAUUCUUACAUUAACAGCCUUUAUUAUCAAGGAACAACAAAAGGUUGGUGCUAAUGCCACAGGUGAAUUGACUCUUUUGUUGACAGCAUUGCAAUUUGCAUUCAAGUUUAUUGCGCACAACAUCCGUAGAGCCGAGUUGGUUAAUUUGAUUGGUCUUUCUGGUACUGCCAAUACCACCGGUGAUCAACAAAAGAAAUUGGAUGUUAUUGGUGACGAAAUCUUCAUCAACGCCAUGAAGGCUCUGGGAAAAGUUAAAGUUUUGGUCAGUGAGGAACAAGAAGAUUUGAUCAUGUUUGAAGGUGGCGGUCGUUACGCUGUUUGUACUGACCCCAUUGAUGGUUCUUCUAACAUUGAUGCUGGUGUCUCUGUUGGUACCAUCUUUGGUAUUUACAGAUUGAGAGAUGAUUCUAAAGGGUCCAUCAAUGACGUUUUGAGAAAGGGUACCGAAAUGGUUGCUGCUGGUUACACCAUGUACGGUGCUUCUGCUCAUUUGAUGUUGACUACUGGUAACGGAGUUAAUGGAUUCACUUUGGAUACUGAGUUAGGUGAGUUCAUUUUGGUUUCUCCUAACUUGAGAAUCCCUGACGUUCGUGCCAUCUACUCUGUCAAUGAAGGUAACUCCUACUACUGGCCUGAACACGUUCAAAAGUAUAUUGAAGAUUUGAAGAAGCCUCAAGCUAACGGUAAACCUUAUUCGGCAAGAUACAUUGGUUCUAUGGUGGCUGAUAUCCAUAGAACUUUGCUUUACGGUGGGAUCUUUUCUUACCCUGCGGACUCCAAGCUGAAGAAUGGUAAGUUAAGAAUCUUGUAUGAAUGUUUCCCCAUGGCUAUGAUUAUGGAACAAGCUGGUGGUCUGGCAGUUAAUGACAAGGGUGAACGUAUUUUGGAAAUUACACCAAAGGGUAUCCAUGACAAACUGGGUAUAUGGUUGGGAUCCAAGGGUGAAAUUGAUAAGUUUUUGUCAUAUCUUCCCAAAUGA
Messenger RNA from Lizanozyma spartinae, 1011 nucleotides. RefSeq names its product fructose 1,6-bisphosphate 1-phosphatase (gene FBP1). NCBI's taxonomy places the organism in Eukaryota, Fungi, Ascomycota, Pichiomycetes, Serinales, Debaryomycetaceae. Gene Ontology annotation, biological process: sucrose biosynthetic process; fructose 6-phosphate metabolic process; gluconeogenesis. Gene Ontology annotation, cellular component: cytoplasm; cytosol. The record is from RefSeq and is a predicted model, not a curated record. The coding region runs from base 1 to 1011 and encodes 336 amino acids. The transcript has a single exon. Gene Ontology annotation, molecular function: fructose 1,6-bisphosphate 1-phosphatase activity.